ACGGACGUCAGCAGCCUGUAGGCGGAAAGCGGUAGUGUGUGUGUCCGUGCGUCUGGGGAUAAAGCCCAACCGGUUGUUAUUUUUAGGGAGACCCGCUGUGCGAAGGUUUAGCGUUGCGCCUCCUGAAAUGGCGGUUCCUGGAGGUCGGGCGGACGCGCAGACGGACCGGGGCGCCCUGAGCGAGCAGAAAGUUCCCUCUGACGACGACAUUGACAUCGACGAGCAAGAGUUGGAAAACAUCACAAAGAAACACCGCGACGACGACACGACAGCGCUGCCUUUGCACUCACCUUGGACCUUCUGGCUGGACAGGUCAUUACCAGGCACAACGGCUGCAGAAUGCGAGUCCAAUCUGAAGAAGAUCUACACGGUGCAAACCGUUCAGACGUUCUGGAGUGUAUACAACAACAUCCCCCCAGUCACAGCGCUGCCUUUGAGGUGUAGCUAUCACCUAAUGCGUGGAGAACGGAGGCCACUGUGGGAAGAGGAGAGCAACGCAAAAGGAGGAGUCUGGAAGAUGAAAAUACCCAAAGAGCACACUUCUUCAGUGUGGAAAGAGUUGUUACUCGCUACUAUCGGGGAGCAGUUUGCAGAUUACUGUGCUUCAGAUGAUGAAGUUGUUGGUGUCAGUGUUAGCGUCCGUGAUCGGGAGGACGUUGUACAGGUGUGGAAUAGAGAUGCGACUCUCGCUAACGAAGCCAAUAUCUUGGGGAAGGUCUACGAGCUCCUCCCAUACAUAUCUUUUAAAGCCGUUUUUUAUAAAUCUCACAUGGAGCAUCAUGCCUUCGAGGGAGGACGCUCAAGACAUUAGAUUGUAUUGCACUUAUUAUUUUAUUUUUGAACCGGAACUCUACUUGCCUUGGCAUAAAGGCUCUUGUCCACCACCUAAUCUAGGAUAUUAUUUUGCAUUCAACAAAUGUUAUCAAUAUAUAUUUUUAUAACUUUUAAUGACCGAUGCCUUGUUUCAUUUUGACGUGGGCCCUUGAGCUCUGAACUCUUCAGAGAAUGUAUCUUCAGCGUAGAUUAAGGUAGUUUGUCUUAGUUCUGACUUCCUCCUGUACUGAAGAGCACUGUCAAAGUCCUGUACUCUGCAGGCCGUAUGGACCACAUCAUUUCUUUGUGGUAUAGAGGUAGUAGCUACAUUGCAGUGUGUUAGUUAUCUCCAUUUGUAUUAUGUAACAGAGUUAGUGCCAAAGCACCUUUAUGCCAUUUUUAGUUUUUUGUGUCUGGAGCUGUUCCACGUUUUGAGGAGGAACUGAAUGUCCCAUCUGCUCUUUGUGUGUUUUCAUCAGCCGUGUAUAAAAGUUUGACUUAAAUCAGGGUAACACUUAGAUAUUGCACAUGACUACCUAUUACUAUCACAGUGUCCCUCGCUUAUAAAGCCACCAUAGGGAAUCAACACCUUCUAGCACAGAUAUGGCCCUAAGAAACUUCUGAGGAGUCGUCCUACAGCUUUAAAGGGCAAAGUUCAUUUUAAAAUGAGUCUCUUUGAAUGAUCACAAACACAUGAAGAGCAUACAUUUCUUGUGUGCUACGUCUGGUGCGUAGACUGUCUGGUCUGUUCUUGUGCUCAGCUCUUGGUCCUUCUUACAGUACUUGUCUGUUCUUGUCUCCCUUACUAAUAAAUCAAAUUUGCUCACUGGACUGUAUCUAUAACUUUAGCACAACGGAAAAACAUGCUGAAAGGAUUCUUCCUUCUUCCCUAUUUCCUUGUAAAGGAAGCUUCCUUUACAAAUUUAGGCCAUUUUUUUAUCACCUACUUAACUUUACUAACAGUUACACUAGAAUUACACAACUUCAUUACUUUGCUUUGUUGCAGUGCAGGCUAUAAUAGACUGAAUGCUUCUGUUGUUAUUGUGGGUCACACCAUUUUUAUUGUUUAACUUUGGACUUGUUGAUAACUUAGUGAUAAGGUAGCAAUAUUUCUUUUGAGGAUUUUUGAGAGAGAAGAGAAUUUUUGCAGUGAUGUACGAAGUAAAUAAAAAUGAGAUGGAAA
This is a messenger RNA of Betta splendens (Siamese fighting fish), 1996 nucleotides long. RefSeq names its product eukaryotic translation initiation factor 4E family member 3 (gene eif4e3). Gene Ontology annotation, molecular function: RNA 7-methylguanosine cap binding; translation initiation factor activity. The coding region runs from base 128 to 811 and encodes 227 amino acids. The record is from RefSeq and is a predicted model, not a curated record. Lineage: Eukaryota; Metazoa; Chordata; Actinopteri; Anabantiformes; Osphronemidae. Gene Ontology annotation, cellular component: eukaryotic translation initiation factor 4F complex. The transcript is spliced from 7 exons. Gene Ontology annotation, biological process: translational initiation.